CGCGGGCUGACGGAGUCGACCCUGCCCGGGCCAAGGGGGUGCUGCGUUCCGCGGUCGCUGCCGCGUCUCCUCACGGCUGCGCUACCAUCCGGGGCUCGGGCCCGAGCCCGGGCCCCCGGGGCAUGGCCCUCCGGAGUGCGCAGGGCGACGGCCCCGCCUCCAGCCGCUGGGCCGGGGACGCGGAGAAGGCAGAGUAUAACACCAAAAGGAAAAAGAAAGUGGCAGAGAUAUACCAAGCUCUGAACAGUGAUCCAGCUGACGUGGCUGCCCUUAGACGCAUGGCUAUCAGUGAAGGAGGGCUGCUGACUGAUGAAAUCAGGCGAAAAGUGUGGCCCAAGCUCCUCAACAUCAACACCAGUGACUCACCUCCUAUAUCAGGGCAGAACCUACGGCAAAUGAGCAAGGACUACCAACAAGUGUUGCUGGAUGUCAGGCGGUCUUUACGGCGCUUUCCUCCCGGCAUGCCGGCUGAACAAAGAGAAGGGCUCCAGGAAGAGCUGAUUGACAUCAUCCUCCUCAUCUUGGAACGCAACCCUCAGCUGCAUUACUACCAAGGCUACCAUGACAUCGUGGUCACAUUUCUCCUGGUGGUAGGAGAGAAGCUGGCAGCGUCCCUGGUAGAAAAAUUGUCUACCCACCACCUCAGGGAUUUCAUGGAUCCAACAAUGGACAACACCAAGCAUAUAUUAAACUAUCUGAUGCCCAUCAUUGACCAGGUGAAUCCAGAACUUCAUGACUUCAUGCAGAGUGCUGAAGUGGGGACCAUCUUUGCUCUCAGCUGGCUUAUCACCUGGUUUGGGCAUGUCCUGUCCGACUUCCGGCAUGUCGUGCGGUUAUAUGACUUCUUCCUGGCCUGCCACCCGCUGAUGCCCAUUUACUUUGCAGCUGUGAUUGUGUUGUAUCGUGAGCAGGAAGUCCUGGACUGUGACUGUGACAUGGCAUCAGUCCACCAUCUGUUGUCCCAGAUCCCUCAGGACCUGCCCUAUGAGACUCUGAUCAGUAGAGCAGGGGACCUCUUUGUUCAGUUUCCCCCAUCUGAACUUGCUCGGGCGGCAGCUGCCCAGCAGCAAGCCGAGAGAACAGCAGCUUCUACCUUCAAAGACUUUGAGCUGGCAUCAGCCCAGCAGAGGCCUGAUAUGGUGCUGCGGCAGCGGUUUCGGGGACUUCUGCGGCCUGAGGAUCGAACAAAAGAUGUCCUGACCAAACCAAGGACCAACCGCUUUGUGAAACUGGCUGUGAUGGGGCUGACAGUGGCACUUGGAGCGGCCGCUUUGGCUGUGGUGAAAAGUGCCCUGGAGUGGGCCCCUAAGUUUCAGUUGCAGCUGUUUCCUUAAAAACCAGAGAAGUCCCUAUUAUGUUACAUUAAGAUCUCACCCUUCCAUGGAAGGAUUAGGAGGGGGUGGAAUUUCCUUUAUUAAAAGGGUUUCUGUCGUGGGUUUUCUAUUCCUGCCACCCUUCCCUGCCUGCCUGUCCAUGGUUUGCCUUUGCUUCAGAGGCCGAUAGCCAAGCCCCUGACACUGAGAGCAUUUGGAGGCCUGGAACUACAACUUUUUCCCUCUCGCAGUGGAUGAAUUGGCUCUUUGCUGCCUCCCCUUACGUUGGAGGAAGUGGGUUUCUAUAGUUCCCAGCUGCCUGUGGAAUAAGCUGGGCCUGGGCUACCCUGGUUACCGGGGAGCCUCCUGGCUGCCCAGGAGUAAGUAACCUGGACCACUGAAUGCCCUCCUUGCAGUUUCUGUGUUCUCUCUGCUUCACACGGACAAAAAAGGAGGAGCUGCUGCAAUGGAAGUCAGACCUUGGAAGAAAAGCAGGAAGACAAAGGAAUCUAGCCUAAGAACAAGAUUGGCUCCUCUCAGAGCAGCUCCAUUUACUGGUCACAAAUCAGAGACAGAUGUGACUAGGUUAUUAGUAAAACCCUACUUUUAGUCUAGAAAUUACUUGAGCAUUUUCAGUCAAGCAGGAAUGAAAGGCAAUUUUUAGGGCUCAGGCCCAGUCUGGUUUUACCUGCCCUUUUUGUUUUUUUGUAACCUCCUUAUUCAUUUCCACAAACGACGUGAUAUUACUUCUUAUAAAGAUAUUUUUAUUACUAUUUUUAGAAUUAUAUUAACACAAAACAUGUAAAGUACCCUCACUUUCAAAAUAAUAGUUCCUUCAUGGAAAAAUAGUUCUCGUUAGGAGGAUGAGCUUCUAAGACUCUUAAGGUUUACUUUCUUCUCAAUUAUUUAACAUUUCACUUUAGUCAGAUUUGGUAUUUGUAAACUUCCAAAGUUCCCACUUACCCAUUGACCUUCCUUUCUCUUUUCUUCAAAUCACCCUUUUACUCUGAAAUAGGCACCCACUCACUACCUUGGCAUUGUUUUUUGGGUUUGAUUUAUCCCUCAACCACUGGUCUCUCCUGCCUGGUUAGAAAUGUCAUUGGAAACUUGCCCAGAAAGGGACAAACUACAGCCGAAAGAGCUUGGUGGUACCUGAAACAGCUAGGUGCCCCACCCGUAAGGUCCCCCAGGAGCUCUCCAGGCCUUAGGGAGCGAAGUGGAUCACUCUGUCCUGUGGGACAGCUUUUCCUAUAAGCAAAACUAGGUUUGUUUGAGAUCAACUCUGGCUUUAAAAAAAAAAAAAAAGUGCCUUUUGCUGUUUUAAAGAAGUGGGGUGUAUGGUAUGAAGCGGCCAUGUACUUAUUUUCCUGGUCUCUCCUGGGCACUGUUGUCUCUUGGCAGGUGUUUUCUUAACAGCGUGCCAGAAGCACUCCACCUCACCAUCCUUCCCUCAGUACUCUCACCUGUACCCACGUCCACCCCAUGCAGUGUUGAGGGCAUUUAGCAUGCCAGGCAGCAGCUGAGCCAGAGCUGUCAAGAGAAGCGGCUACACCGAGUUACACUAAGCACUUUAAAACCAGAACAAGCGCAAAGUGAAGGGUCCCUGUGGAUAGCAGGAGCCCCACCUUGGUGAGUGUUAUGUAGACAGGUGAACCUAGAAAGUGGCGGGUUAUGAGGACAAAGGAAGUUGUUCCGGGAUCCGGAGGAGAUGAUGUGGCAGAUACCCCUUGUCAUUUUUACAAACGGGCAGCAGUAUAUGCCCCUCCUGCCACAGGCACUCGGGCCUGUUUCAGUACUGAAAGAACCCACAUGGGAUGGGAAAGGAGGUUCAUGUCAUCAGGCUCCCAAGACCACAGCUUUUCAGAUCCCAUGAAGCAAGUGGCGUUUGUUUCCCUUGUGGCCUAACAACGUGAAGACAGUUUUGCUGCCAUUGAGAAGAAAGCGUUAUCUUUUUACUUUCAGGUGGUUUACUUAUUCUGUAAAGAAUAUGUGUAAAUAUUUGUACAGAGAUCUGUAUGAAAUAAACAGCCGUAUGUGGUUACCA
Choloepus didactylus (southern two-toed sloth) is the source of this 3357-nucleotide messenger RNA. It is a transcript of the gene TBC1D20, whose product is annotated as TBC1 domain family member 20. Lineage: Eukaryota; Metazoa; Chordata; Mammalia; Pilosa; Megalonychidae. Gene Ontology annotation, biological process: positive regulation of GTPase activity; endoplasmic reticulum to Golgi vesicle-mediated transport. Bases 123 to 1334 code for a protein of 403 amino acids. The transcript has 8 exons. Gene Ontology annotation, molecular function: GTPase activator activity. The record is from RefSeq and is a predicted model, not a curated record. Gene Ontology annotation, cellular component: endoplasmic reticulum membrane.